CCUUAAUGUCGAAAUUUAAAAGCUUGGACAGGAGAGGAUCACCGAGAUAUGAAGAGGAAAGAAGAGUUUGAUAUGUCCUCCCUCUCCAACCACAAACCCUCGUGGCCGCAGCUGUUUCUGUUUCUAUUCUCACGUCACGCGCAGGCUGCGGGCAAGCAAUGGCAGGUGGGCCCUGUCGCGCUGGCCGAUCCAGCGCUGACUCAGCCCCCGCACCGCAUACAUGAGAGAUGAGAAGCCGCCACCCGCCGCUGCGGCUGCGGCGCCCGCGCCACCACGAGUGACCCAUCGUGCUCGGAUCGUACGGCCUCAACCGCAAAAUCCAGUAUUUAAGCGCUGCGGAACACUCGUCGAGAGGAGAGGACAGAGCAGAGGACCACCACCGGACCGGGCUGGAGCUGGAGGCGUGGCGGCGCCGGCGCGUCCAUCAGGAGGAGAAGGGGCAGGGAUGGUGCUGGGCGGCGGCAUGGCGGCAGCGGCCGUAGGCGGGGACGACGCCGUCGUCAUGCAGCUGGGCGGCGCCGAGGGCGAGGAGACCGUCGUCACCGUCAACUGCCCCGACCAGACAGGCCUGGGCUGCGACCUCUGCCGCACCAUCCUCGAGUUCGGCCUCCGCAUCACCCGCGCCGCAGACGUGUCCACGGACGGCCACUGGUGCUUCGUGGUGUUCUGGGUCGUGCCCCGCUCCUCGUCCAUCAAGGUCCGGUGGGCGAGCCUCAAGAACCGGCUCAUGUCCAUGUGCCCUUCCUCCUACUCCAUCCCCUUCUUCUACCGGGACGUGAGCCAGCCAGAGCCAGGCCCCUUGCAGUUCUACCUCCUCAAGCUCAUGUCGCCGGACCGCAAAGGAUUGCUGCAUGAUGUGACGCACAUACUAUCGGAUCUGGAGCUCAUAAUCCACAGGGUGAAGGUGUCGACCACACCGGACGGAAGAGUUGUGGACCUCUUCUUUAUCACUGAUGGCAUGGAACUGCUGCACAGAAAGGAGAGGCAAGAGGAGACCUGCUCGGCGCUAACUGCAACCCUGGGCCCUUCCAUCAGCUGCGAGGUCGUACCAGCAGAAGGGUUCCAGCAGGGGUUCUCUUCCCUCCCGCCGGAGAUCGCCGAGGAACUGUUCAGGGCGGAGCUAGCUGACACUGACAGCGAGGUGUGCUCGAGCCCGCUCAGCGCGGAGCUGAGGAAGGUCCGGACGACGGCCACUGUCAACUUCGACAACUCCCUGAGCCCCGCGCACACGCUGGUUCAGAUCGUCUGCGCUGACCAGAAGGGGCUCAUUUACGAUAUCUUGAGGACGAUGAAGGACUGCAACAUCCAGAUAUUUUAUGGCCGGUUCAGAUCAGACAAGAAAGGGUCAGCCAGCAAAGGUUCAUCAGGUUGCCGUGAGGUGGAUCUUUUCGUGAAGCAAGUAGACGGGAAGAAGGUGACUGAUCCUGCGAAACAGGACGCGCUGCGGUCACGCCUGAGGUCCGAGACGCUCCAUCCGCUCAGGGUCAUGGUCGUCGGCCGUGGACCCGACACGGAGCUCCUCGUCGCCAACCCGGUCGAGGCCUCCGGGAAGGGACGGCCGCGCGUGUUCUACGACGCCACUCUUGCUCUGAAGGCGCUUGGGAUCUGCAUCUUCUCUGUAAGAACUGCUUCUUUUGUUUGUUCCAUUUCAGGCUUAGUAUUUCACUCCAUUGGGUCUUCUUCUUUUGCUCCGUUUCAGGCUGAGAUCGGGAGGCAAGCGGCGUCCGAGCGCCACUGGGAGGUGUACAGGUUCCUCCUGGAUGACAGCAAGGAGUUCCCCUUGGCAAGCAGCCUCGCUAACAGGAACUGUGUCGUCGAUAGGGCGAGGAAGACGCUGAUGGGAUGCUACAACUGAGACUUGGGUGGGUGUCGAUCUGUAUCUGUCUGCAAGAAUCCAACGAAGCAGUGCAAGUGCAAUGCAAGGCUUCCCCCAUCCACAGAUGCAUUUGCAUGCUAUGCUGCUUCCUGGAGUUGUGCACGGGGAUGGUUUGAAACCAGAGUUGUGGACAGCACAGACUGGAAUGAAUGAACAUCUUGCUGCCAUGGAUCCAUUGUCUACGGAAAAAGGAGCAUGCUUGGUGUGGAGGUGCGAUGCAAUGGCGGGAGCUUUUUUUUUUUGAUAAUGGAAGAAACAUGUUCCAGCCUUUUGCAUCAUAUCAAGGAUGCAUAUGGCUUCAUAGCAUAUUCAACCUGACAAAAGCAGCAACAAGUAGCAAUGAAGCACAUGGUUCUCAUGAACAAUAAUAAGAAACUAAGAGGCCUCAAUCCUAGCAUUGCAUCGCCAUCCAUGUAUUGUAAAAAUGUUCAUUGCCACCACUUCCAAUGCGUGACAAAUAUCUUUGAUAUCUUGGUGUA
Molecule: messenger RNA, 2355 nt
Organism: Zea mays
Lineage: Eukaryota; Viridiplantae; Streptophyta; Magnoliopsida; Poales; Poaceae
Product: ACT domain-containing protein ACR9
Exons: 5
Coding region: 221-1855 (544 amino acids)
Source: RefSeq, a predicted model, not a curated record